This is a messenger RNA of Rhincodon typus (whale shark), 1454 nucleotides long. RefSeq names its product caveolae-associated protein 4-like. Gene Ontology annotation, cellular component: cytoplasm; caveola. The record is from RefSeq and is a predicted model, not a curated record. The transcript is spliced from 2 exons. Gene Ontology annotation, biological process: regulation of gene expression. The coding region runs from base 1 to 1047 and encodes 348 amino acids. Lineage: Eukaryota; Metazoa; Chordata; Chondrichthyes; Orectolobiformes; Rhincodontidae.
AUGGCUGAGGAACGAGUGUAUUCAGACUCUAGCAACCUUGCUUUUGGUAUAAAUCCCACUGCUAGAGGUGAAGGGGAGGCUUCUCCACUUGACCCACUAACAGUAUUAACUCUCCUGGAAAAAGUGGCCGGGAUUGUUGACAGUGUUAAUGAAACUCAGCGGAAAAUGGAGCAACAGCAACUGGAAAUAGAAAACACUGUUAAAGAGAUACAAAUCGAUGUCGCAAAGCUUAAUAAGGCUCACCUGACCACAGAUACGACAGUCUCAAAGUUACUGGUGAAAACCCAGAAGAUCAAUGCUAAUGUUAAAGAUGUGAGACAACGACUGGAUAAAACAAAUGCUCAGGUCAAAAAAGUUGAAGGAAACCACCGUGAGCUGCUCAAAAGGAAUAAAUUCCGAGUGGUCAUAUUCCAGGAAGAAAAUCAAAUGCCCUCCUCAGUUGUCUAUAAAAACCUGCCUCACGAAGGGAAUGCGGCAGCUGCAGAAGAAGAACACACUGCAACUGCUGCUACGCCACCACCAGACCUCUCCUCCGAUGAAGAAUUUGUUUAUAAUGAAGAAACUGCAAGUGCACGCCUCAGAAAAUCAGGCAUGAAGGGGGUGGAUAGUAUAAAGAAGGCUUUUUCAAAAGAAAACAUGCAGAAAACCAAACAAAACUUUGGGAAGCAGAUGAAUCGGCUCAGUAACACAAUAGUCCCUCCAGACCGGAGAGAGAAGAUAAGGAUUUCAGGAGAGAGAAUCAAAAAGUCCAUCGUUGAUUCAAAACCAUUUCAUAUGAAUAUAAAAAAGAAAAAUGAAAGAAGUGGGGCAGAAGGACAAGAAGUAGCUGUCAAAGGUGUAGGAGAAAGUUCCAAGGGUGAGGUCACAGGUACAGAAGCAGCAAAGGAAGUGGACAUACCAGGAGCUGUUGAAGUAGGUGAAGAUAAUCUCCCAGCAACGGUUACAAAUAUUGCGAAUACAGAAACGGUUGUAGUAACCAUGGAAAGAAAAAGUGAUGAGGCAGUUCCUUCAGUGGCAGAAGUGAAGCAGAGUCCUGAGUUCAGCUAAAGAAAGACUUAAAGCUGCGUUACUUAAUAGCCACAGAAAGAGCUAGUGUCAAAAUUAUGAUGUUAAUACAUCUACAAAAUGUUCCUGUAUAUCAAAUCAGACUUGUUCAAUGAUUCAGAUUCUUUUUUUUUUAAUUUGGCCAUAUUUUUGAUGAAGCAUCACAUUUGUGUACAAAGUGCCAGUCCUUUCACAACACCCUGCUAGCAGGCUGAACUGGACCUCAGACGACCGUGGAUCAGUCCUCUGCACUUCUUGUGUCCCUGAUAUUUGUAGAAGUGGUUCCAGAUGAAUUGUGAAGGUUGGCAGGAGGUUUAUUAUCAAAAAAAAAACUAAAAUGUGGGAAGGUUUUUGUUUUUAAGAAUAGACCUUUGAAGAAGGACAGCAUUUUUCAAUUUUGUAUUUGAAUC